ACCGGGGUGACCUCGAUGUCCCCUCUCUGCGCCCCCCGAGCGGCGUCACCAUCCGCCCGGUUCCACCUUAACCGGAGCGGCCGCUCCGCUCUGCCCGCGCUGCCCGGGCGGCUCCGCGGGAGCUCAGGGGCGUUUAUCUCUCCCGGGAUCAGCCAAUAUUUGUGGCCACGUCAGGAGAACGAGCCCAUCCUCGCUCCCAGCUCCCGCUGUGUCCACUUCCACCACCCUGCUCCUUUCUGUCCCCGCCGCUGCCGCUCUCUCAUCCCGUUCGUCUUCUCGGACACUGCUGGAACCCCCACGCUGUCACCUCCCGCCACCGACAUGACGGUCACCGUGGCUCUCCUGCUCCUGAGCCUCCUGCGGGUGGUGGCCGCCAAAAGCGCGUGGUGCCCGGCCUGCGGGGUGGCCGCGCUGACCCCCGGAACGCAGCGGGACGCGCUCCUGGCGCUGGCCAAGCAGAGCAUCCUGGCCAAACUCCGCUUGCCAGCCAGACCCAACAUCCCGCAUCCUCCAUCCCGGGGGGCUCUGCUGACCGCGCUCCGCAGGAUGCGAGCGCAGCGCUCGGACGCUGCCGCUUUCCCGGGGAUGCUCCGGGAUGGUUCAGCCCCAGCCCGGAGCCCUGCGGUGGGGCUGCAGGAAUACGAGAUCCUGAGCUUUGCUGAGUCAGGAUCCUCCACUUCCCACAGCGUCCACCUGCAUUUCCGCUUCUCCCAGGAGGUGGCCGGGARCACCGAGAUCCUGCGGGCCACCCUCUACCUGUUCUGGGCAUCCCCCAGCCCCGGGGCACAGCCCGUCACCGUCAGGCUCCUGCAGCCGGACCCGGCGGGGCCAAACAUGACGGUGACCAGCGAAACACGGCUGGARGUGCAGAGAUCGGGCUGGACCACGCUGGACGUCGGACCAGCUGUCCGGAGCCUCUUCGGACAAGAGAUUCCUCGGCUCACGGUGGAACUGGAGGUGCCAGAGGAYUGGGGGUCCCCGCUCCCAUCCCACCAAAGUGACUCCAACUGGCCGUUUGUGGUGACCCAAGCCCGGGCCAGGACACCGCACCGCAUCCAUCGUCGCGGCGUCGAUUGCGGCGGGGACUCCCCGAUGUGCUGCCGCCAGGAAUUCUUCGUGGACUUCAAGGAGAUCGGCUGGGAGGACUGGAUCAUCCAGCCCGAGGGGUACCACAUGAAUUACUGCUCCGGGCUGUGCCCGCUGCACAUGGCCGGAAUCCCCGGUCUCGCCGCUUCUUUCCACACCGCCGUCCUCAACCGAAUCAAGGCGGCGAGCGCGGCGGCGGCUGUGGAUUCCUGCUGCGUCCCCACCCAGCGCCGGCCCCUCUCYCUGCUCUAUUACGACCGCGACAGCAAUAUCGUCAAAACCGACAUCCCCGACAUGAUCGUGGAUUCCUGCGGCUGCACCUGAGCGCKGCCGGAGCGGGCGGGAGGGAGGGCAGGACACGGCAGCGCAGGGCUCCACCUUCCCGGUUCUGCCAAGGGGGUUUCUUCUCCCGAGGGUGAAGCGUCGAGGGUGAUGCUGAAUGUGCAAAUCCGCUCCUCCCUCGCCUUCCACACGGCUUUUUCCCCAUUUGGAUCUGCCCCUCAGAGCGGCUCCUGAUGGACUUCAGAGUCUUCYCCUGCCGGAUGCUGCAGAGCCCGGAUCAGGAUGGUCCCGGCCCAAAGUGUGCUCUGAGUGUGGCUACAACACCAGAUCCUCCAGUGGCCACCCGGGGCUGCUGGGGCUGGCAAGGACAGAAGGCAGGGGUCAUCCCCAUGGCCACACUCAGCUGGACAUGUGGCUGAGCAGGGAGAGGAAAGGGAAAUUGGACCCAGUGGGAGGAAUGUGUCUCCCUCUCYGGGGAUCCCAGCUACCCGGUUUUCAAUAAAGACUCCCAGCCGUGGUCUG
This is a messenger RNA of Malurus melanocephalus (red-backed fairy wren), 1890 nucleotides long. RefSeq names its product inhibin beta C chain-like. NCBI's taxonomy places the organism in Eukaryota, Metazoa, Chordata, Aves, Passeriformes, Maluridae. Gene Ontology annotation, cellular component: extracellular region. Gene Ontology annotation, biological process: SMAD protein signal transduction; BMP signaling pathway. The record is from RefSeq and is a predicted model, not a curated record. Gene Ontology annotation, molecular function: growth factor activity; cytokine activity; hormone activity.